ACAAAGACAACGACAACUUUGUUGUUUGAAGGCAACUAAUAAUGUAAAGCUGACAGAUCUAGAUCUUACUUUUAUUCGAUUCUUUCUUGUUAAUUUUUGUUUUGAAGUAUUUUGGGAUUGCCAUUUAAGGUAUGUCAAAAAGACCUUUUCAGAUUUCCUAGAUGAAAGUGUACACAAAGUUUAUCACUUAUCGGUGAACAAGAUAUGCUGCUGCAAAUUUAAUACAGACAAGGAUACUCCUGAAAAACGAAUUAGCGAAUCGCAGUUUGAAAUCAUUUUUAAAAAGGAGGGUACACCUUGUCAAGCAUAUUGCUCUUGUUUGUAUAAGAUAAACAGUGAUAUAACCUUACCUUCACUGAUAAAUCGGGAUAAGGAUUUGACUACUGAAUUAACAAGGUACUUCUGUUCGUGUCAUAAAUAUCUUGAAGAUAUUAUUGAAAUUCGGAACGAGAUUGUCCAUGUGUUGUCUGAUUGUAGCAUCAACGAUGCUACAUUUUAGCAAUUUUGGAAUACAAUAAAAAAAAAGCAUACUUGGUAGUGCAAAAGCUUUAAACAAGCAUGACGUUUAUGAUGAAAAUUUGCAAGAAUUACAGAAGGAGUACAACAAUUCGUGUUUUCAGAAGCAAGUGGUCGACUGGAUAAAAAAAUCCGAACAAGUAAAUGCAGAAAUAUUGGCCAAAAUAACUGAUUUAACUGAGGGAAAGGUUAUGGCAAUUCUGGAAGAUAUUAAUCCGAGAACAUCUAACAGUGGUUGUGUUGUGAGCGUUGAAGUCAGUUUAAAAGAUAUAGCCAUAGCUGUACGUAAGAGAAAUACAUCAGAGUGCUCCGCUGAGUAUCCUGGGGAAAUGGAAGUAAAGUUCAGUGUGAAUAUCCCAAAUAUGUGUACAAAGAAGCAAAGUGAAGACAGCCAAGAGAGUGAAGACGACCUUUCGGAUAUAGACGAUCCAAACGAUACUUUUAUAUGUGGAAUAUGUAAAAAGGACUUUAUUCAACUGGAUGAGUUUUUUAGACAUAAAAAGAAAUGAAAUAUGAAAAAAGAGAAGCGGACGAUACAAAAAAUCACUCAUCAAUGGUAACUAAAAGUUAAGUUUUCAUUAUUAUUUUUGUUGGUAACAAAAGAUGUGUAUGUGAUCCUCAUAAACUUGGAAUAAUGUUAAAUAAAGACCAUUUAUGUUUUUGUAGAAAGAAAAAAGGACAGUAGAACGUAAUCCAAGAAGAAGUAAGAAAAUAAGAAAUAUAUGAUGACUAUACCUAUAAAAAGAAAUAUGUAGACAUAAUUCCUUUCAAAAUAGUAUUGUCUUGAAAUGAUUUGUUUUUUAAGAAAUAUCAAAACUACUAAAACACUAAAUCCCUGGGAUGUGUUUUAAUUGGCUUUAGUCCCUGAUACAUGAUUUUUAUUAUUAAUUGUUUUUGGCUUUUAACUAGCUUUCAGAAACUGCGAGUACUUUCAAAUCGUACUUUCGUGAUAAUUUUACCUGUUACACAAUUUGUAAUGCAUUUUUGUUAUUCAAUGUAUACUUAUUUUGAGUUAUAUCUUGUCUCACUAUUUUUAAUACGUACUACCGUUGAUAAGUAUUUAGUAUGACAAUACAUUUUCACUUUUAUCCUCGUACCGUUAACAACAAAUUUGUUUAUUUUGUAAUAUAUAAAAAAAAAUUUCCGUACUCCUUACAACAAAAUUAUUAUAUUCAAAUUUUCUUGUGAACGUUAUUUUAUCGAACGCUAUUUUGUCCCAGUUAGAGUUGAUGUGGUUCAUACGUGUUUCUCGUUUCUUGUUUUUUAUAUAGAUAAGACCGUUGGUUUUCCUGUUUAAAUUGAGUUACACUAGUCAUUUUGGGGCCCUUUAUAGCUUGCUGUUCGCUGUGAGCCAAGGCCUUACUUUGACCUAUAGUUCUUUACUUUUUACACAUUGUAACUUGGAUCAAGAGUUGUUUCACUGGCACUCAUACCACAUCUUCUAAUUUCUGUUAACAAAAAUAACGGACGUAAAGCUAAAAUCAAAAAGUGGAAAGUCCAUAAAAGCUGACAAAAUCAAACGUUAGAUUACAUCAAUCAAGGUAACGAAUGAAAAGCAACUAAUAUCAUGCCUAAUUAUAAUAAUGAUCGACCUGAAUAGUAACAUAUACUAAUAAGAAAUCCUCUUCAAGAAUCAAAUUAUGAUGUAUUCCUAUUGUAAUUGUAUAAUCAUACCAUAAAAUUGAAAAUUGAAACGGGGAAUGAGUCAAGGAGACAACAUCCAAAUGAAAGAGCAGAAAACAGCCCAAGGCCACCAAUUGGUCUUCAGCACAGCGAGAAAUUCCGCACCCGGAGGCGGGAUUCAUGUACAUGUAUAUUUGUAGAACCUCAAUUGAAUCAUAUUAUAUAGCUUGGCUGAUACUUUGAAUAAAACAAUAACUACAAAUAAGUUAAUUUACAUCUUAAUCAACAUGAAAAUAUAUUCUCGUCUGUUGAGUCACCUGGUGUCCCUCGUCUGUUAGUGUCAAUAUGAUUUGAAACUGUCCACUUCCAUUUACUUCUACAAUCCAAAUACCUGUGAAAACCGAACAAAGAACAAAGUCUUAAGGGUGAUUUGAUUCGACAGGUUUAUCUGUACAUUGAUAUAUUAUCUCUUCUUGAAAUUGUCCAAUGCAUGCUCUUUUACAGAAAUAUUCUACCAAAUGAAGAUAACAGGAGCUGGUAAACGGUGGACAACAACUUCAAUGAAUAUGUUUCAGAGUAAAUCAGACUAUUUCAAUACUGACAAAACUGAAGUUUGUCAUCUUGAAUCAAGUUGUUUAAUUGUAUGGGCUGAAUCUUCUCAAUCUGACUUCGAAUCUGCAGAAAAACUGAAGGAGCAUUGUAUUCACUUUACACAGAAUAUGUUUAAAAAAUGCUCAUUAGAAUCUGAGGAAACGUCCGAUAUCAAUGUGACUGUCAAGUUUUCUGAAUUAUUUAAAGAAUCUGCAAAUGAUGACGCAGACCACCUUGAAUGUGGCAAAUGUGGACAAGUAUGUCUCAGCAUCAAUUUGUUCAUAGCACACAAAAAGGAAUGUGUAACAAAUCGUAAGAGACGAAGAGGAAACGAACAAGAUGAGUCGAAGGGAGAUAUAAAAUCUGCUCCAAAGAGUAAACAAAGAAAGACUGUUAGAAUAUCAAAAGAAGAAGAGAACUUUUUACGAAUAUCAGUGUUGAUAAUGAGGGUCGCUACAGCUGCAGUAAGAAUUGCCUUUAAUAAAGAAUUCCAUGGGGAUGCAUUGCAAAGAACAUUAUUUGAGGAUCCUAAAGUCUUAGUUUCCUUAAAACGAGAAAGAAUUAUAAGUCAAUUUGAUUUGCAACAAAUAUUUCGAAGAUCUGGGCUAGCAUCGUCAUAUUCCUUUAGUUUGAAGUUUAUGAUUUGGUUGAUACAAUAUCGAACCCCAAGCGAUGUUUCUCGUGGGUUGCAAGAUGAUCCAAAACAUAUCAGUAUCCACGCAGGUUUAUCAAGAAUUUUAAAAUAUAAAAACAAGAUAGCUCGCAUGAUAGAUCCUAAAUUACAAGAGGACAAAUUAGAGGAAUAUUGGACUGAUAUUUCCAAGGCUAUUGUGCGACUUGGAGGAGAAGGAUUUUUGCAGAAAUGUAAUGACCUGAAAGUCAGCAUAUUAAAUGAAAAUUACAUUGAUAUGUUGACAGAGAUAAUAGAAAUUGCUAAAUCAAAUGAUUCAAAUCAACAAGGCUUUAAAAGGUUUCUAGACAAUUUGUUCUACAUCAUGCCGAAGACAGUUUCACCAAGAACUACACCUGAAUCAAACUAUAUAGGGAUUGCUGACCUGCUACUGAAAAAUGGUCCUCCUGCUGUGAGAAUUAUAUUCGACAGGGAAUUCCAUCCUGAUGUAUUGCAAAAAGAGCUUAGAAAAAGAACUGCACGAUUGGCGCAUUUGAAAGGUAGAGGAUUGAUAAAUCCAGCUCAGUGGAACAAACUAUUUACAAGAAAAGAUAAAAAUAAAUCAAAAACCUUUGAUCUAUCUCUGAUGAUUUGCUUGAUUCGAAACUUCACAACUAUAGACGUUACAUACCAAUUGCCACGACCAGAAGAUAAAUGUGAAGGAGCAGACCUAUCACGGCUUGAAUACUACAGAAAACAAAUCGCCUACAGUCAAGAAUGUGACUUGUCAGUCACAGUUUUUGAGAAGUACUUGACUGAUAUAACUAACGCUAUAAUCAGAAUUGGCGGUACUAUGUUUUUGCAAAGAUGUGAAGACUUGAAAAUGGGUAAACUGGAUCAAAAGGACAAAGCAAUAUUACCUGAACCAAACUCUAGCAACAUUCCAAACUAGCAUGCUCCUGACAAUUUGUUUACAGUAAUAAGCUAUGAUAAAUAUCAUGUCUUAAUUAAUUUCUUAUUUCAAUUAUGUUAGUCAUUUGUUCGAGAUUAAAGGAUUGUGUAUCGAUACAUAUUUUUGAUAACAAUACCCAAGAAUUUACCUCCCUUAACUUCUCCGUUGAUAAAUUGAUUAUUACGACUUUUGGGUUGAAACUCCAACAAACAAAUAUGAGCAUAGAUUAGAUAUACUUUAGGUCCCAUUGGUUAAAAAAACUCCUCGUGUAUUCUCGUACGUUUAAAUUCCUUUUUUUUUUAAAUCUGUGGGUUUUGGCGAUCAAUAGGAAUUUAAAUUCGUUUUCGAUAAAGAACUAUUUUAAUAAGCACUCAUUAAUAGAAAUCUUAGUAUUUAGAAGGUGGGUCGAGUGGAAUAGAACGCUCAAUUCUCCUGGUAUGGAGUAAUUGAGUGGCCAUGAAAAAGUACGAUGAUGAAAUACAAAUUUCCCCAUAAGAAACAUUUACCUCAUAUCCAUUGUUUGUAAUGGUCAUAUAAUUUAUCCAUCCGUCAACUUCCAUUUUUCACUACAGAUUCAUUCAUGCUAGAUUUGUAAUAUAAGAGGAAAUAGCUCAUUUUAUACAAAAAUGUAUGUUAUAUGUAACGUUGACUGUUUUUAAAGAAAGAUGUAGCAAAAAUGAUUAAUAAAUAUGACUAGUUAUCUGUGUUUGCAUUACUGCAAGAACAUUUUUUAGCUUAAAGAAUGGCGUAUGAAUAAAAGCCCUUUCAUUGAUAA
Molecule: messenger RNA, 5067 nt
Organism: Mytilus californianus (California mussel)
Lineage: Eukaryota; Metazoa; Mollusca; Bivalvia; Mytilida; Mytilidae
Exons: 15
Coding region: 2658-4292 (544 amino acids)
Source: RefSeq, a predicted model, not a curated record